Molecule: messenger RNA, 1545 nt
Organism: Aspergillus steynii IBT 23096
Lineage: Eukaryota; Fungi; Ascomycota; Eurotiomycetes; Eurotiales; Aspergillaceae
Product: choline transport protein
Exons: 3
Coding region: 1-1545 (514 amino acids)
Biological process (GO): transmembrane transport
Cellular component (GO): membrane
Molecular function (GO): transmembrane transporter activity
Source: RefSeq, a predicted model, not a curated record
AUGUCCGACAAGCCGCGACGCCCCCCCGGAGACGAUGUCGGAGUCUCGAAUCUUGACGCCGAUGCCAGAAAGCUCGCAGAGAUGGGCUACUCCCAGGAUAUGCACCGCAACUUCUCGGUCCUCUCCCUCCUAGGCGUGGCCUUCUCGCUGGCCAACUCGUGGUUCGGCAUCUCCGCGUCGCUGAUCACCGGGAUCAAUUCUGGCGGAACGGUGCUGAGCAUCUACGGCAUCCCAUGGGUCGCCUUUAUAUCGACAUGCGUCGGCGUCACUCUAUCCGAGUUGGCAUCGGCCAUGCCCAACGCCGGCGGUCAAUACUUCUGGGCCAGCGAACUGGCUCCGAAGAAGUACGCCUCCUUUGCCUCGUAUCUCACCGGAUGGCUGGGGUGGGCCGGAGCAAUCUUCACCAGCGCCAGCGUGGCAUUAAGCCUGGGGUCGGCAGGCGUGGGCAUGUGGAAGCUGACCCAUCCGGAUUUUGAGCUUCACCCGUGGCAUACGGUGGUAGCGUACGAAGUGAUCAACUUUUUCGCCUUCCUGUUCAACUGCGUGGGCAAAGUGCUCCCGACAGUGGCCACAACCACCCUGUAUAUCUCCCUGAUAUCGUUCGCCGUCAUCCUGAUCACGGUGCCCGCCACAGCCCCAACGCACGCGUCGGCCAGAUUUGUAUUUGCCCAUUUCGUCAAUUCGACAGGCUGGCCGUCGGACGGCAUCGCCUUCCUGGUGGGAUUGAUCAAUCCUAACUGGGUAUUUGCGUGUCUCGACUCGGCUACCCAUCUGGCGGAGGAAGUGACACGUCCCGAACGCAGCAUCCCUGUUGCCAUCCUCUGCACCGUGCUGAUCGGAUUCGUCACCUCGUGGUUUUACUGCAUAUCCAUGUUCUUUAGCCUGCGCGACCUCGACCAGAUCUUGGACACUCCGACGGCCGUUCCCAUCCUGGCCCUCUUCUACCAAGCGCUGCAGAACAAGGCGGGCGCCAUUGUCCUCGAGUCUCUGAUUCUCGCCACGGGUAUCGGAUGCCAAAUCGCCAGCCAUACCUGGCAGUCCCGGCUGUGUUGGUCUUUCGCGCGCGAUCGCGGACUGCCGGUGGCCAAGUUCCUGUCGAAGGUGCAUCCGACCUUGGACGUGCCUCUGAAUGCGCACAGCGUCAGCUGCUUCAUUGUGGGCCUGCUGGGGCUUCUGUAUUUGGGGUCGUCGACCGCGUUCAACAGCAUGGUGACGGCGUGCAUCGUGCUGCUGUAUGCCUCGUACGUCGUGCCCAUCGUCUGUCUCCUCUGGCGCGGACGCGAUAACGUCCCGCAUGGGCCGUUUUGGCUUGGCAAGAUCGGCCUGGCCUGCAAUAUUGUGGUCCUGCUGUGGACUCUGUUUUGCCUGGUGAUCUAUUCAUUUCCCUCGGUGUAUCCGGUAUCGGCUGGAGAUAUGAACUACGUAUCUGCGGUGUAUGGCGUGGUGGCGAUCAUCAUCGUGGGCGACUGGGUUCUGCGCGGGCGGCGCUCAUUCCGAGGCCAGACGGAGCGACAUCGCGAGAUCGAGGAGCGCGUGGUACUGUGA